UCUACAGCAUCCCCUCGAUCGAAAACGCGGGUUGCUCCUGUGUGCUUGCCUUAGUCAGCUGAUCAUGCAGGUGAAAGGUCAGCUCUUAGACAAAAUGGACGUCAAUCAGGCUAAACAGGAGCAUCUCCUUGCACUAAAGGUGAUGCGUCUGACCAAACCCACACUGUUCACUAACAUGCCUGUGACGUGUGAAGACCGAGACCUUCCAGGUGAUCUGUUUGGGCGGCUCAUGAGAGAGGACCCAUCUACUAUAAAGGGGGCGGAGCCUCUGAUGCUCGGGGAGAUGCUCACACUGCCGCAGAAUUUUGGAAAUAUUUUCCUCGGCGAGACGUUCUCCAGUUACAUCAGCGUGCACAACGACAGCACUCAAGUGGUGAAGGAUAUUCUAGUGAAGGCCGACCUUCAGACCAGCUCUCAGAGGUUAAACCUUUCUGCCUCGAACUCCGCCGUGGCCGAGCUCAAACCCGAGUGCUGCAUCGACGACGUCAUCCACCACGAGGUCAAAGAGAUCGGGACACACAUCCUGGUGUGUGCCGUCAGCUACACCACUCAGACCGGAGACAAGCUGUACUUUAGGAAGUUUUUCAAAUUUCAGGUUCUCAAGCCUCUGGAUGUGAAGACCAAGUUCUACAAUGCAGAGACUGACGAGGUUUUCCUGGAGGCUCAGAUCCAGAACAUCACCACCUCGCCCAUGUUCAUGGAAAAAGUGUCUCUGGAGCCUUCCAUGAUGUACAACGUCACCGAACUGAACACCGUGUGCUCAGGAGAGGAGCGCGAGUCGACGUUUGGGAAGAUGUCGUACCUGCAGCCCAUGGACACGCGGCAGUACCUGUACUGUCUGAAACCCAAGCCGGAGUUUGCAGAGAAGGCGGGGGUCAUUAAGGGGGUCACUGUGAUCGGCAAACUGGACAUCGUGUGGAAAACCAACCUGGGGGAGAAAGGACGAUUACAGACCAGCCAGCUGCAGAGAAUGGCUCCGGGUUACGGAGAUGUUCGGCUCUCGCUGGAGCUCGUUCCAGACACGGUGAACAUCGAGGAGCCGUUUGACAUCACCUGUAAAAUCACAAACUGCAGUGAGCGCACCAUGGACCUGCUCCUGGAGAUGUGUAACACUCGGUCAGUGCACUGGUGUGGAGUUUCAGGCAGGCAGCUGGGAAAACUGGGUCCGAGUGCAUCUCUGUCCAUCCCCCUGCAGCUCCUCUCCUCUGUACAGGGACUACAGAGUAUAUCAGGCCUGAGGCUCACGGACACCUUCCUGAAACGGACGUACGAGUAUGAUGACAUUGCACAGGUGUGUGUGGUGUGUCCUUACUUGAGCCCUGAGACCUGAGGCUCCUCCCACUUCCUGUACCGGUAACCUGCACUUCCACGGACCAACUGCAUCGCCACUUUUUACACUAUCAGCCGACCCUCUUCUUUUAAAGCGUGUGCUUUUAAAGCCUUAUUGUGAUUUUAAGUGUGUGUGAAUGUUAAUAAAGGAGCGAACUGAGAGCAAACAGCA
This is a messenger RNA of Ictalurus punctatus (channel catfish), 1501 nucleotides long. RefSeq names its product trafficking protein particle complex subunit 13 (gene trappc13). Gene Ontology annotation, cellular component: TRAPPIII protein complex. Lineage: Eukaryota; Metazoa; Chordata; Actinopteri; Siluriformes; Ictaluridae. The record is from RefSeq and is a predicted model, not a curated record. The coding region runs from base 65 to 1330 and encodes 421 amino acids. The transcript has 12 exons.